Molecule: messenger RNA, 1278 nt
Organism: Oikopleura dioica
Lineage: Eukaryota; Metazoa; Chordata; Appendicularia; Copelata; Oikopleuridae
Source: the annotation of a GenBank genome assembly
AUGAUCAGAAGAAAUCUUCGAUAUUUAGCGGAGAUUGCUUCCAAACGAGGCUGGCGAUAUGACUUGGCCGCUGCUUCUGUCUCCGAAUCUCUUUCCGAUCCCGAAUUCUACGCUUCUCUGAAUCCAUCCAAACCCUUCGAAUCCCUCUCCGACCAAGAGCUCACCAACUUCAAGAACAACCGCCGCGAUUUCCAGCUCAAGAAAGUCUCCCAAAUCGCGGCUUCUUCCGGCAUCGGGAAAAUCGAGGACUUCGAAAAUGUGUCUUCCUGCCAGCUUUUGAAUUUUGUUGAAGAAGCGGAGCAAUUUGCCGCGAUUGCCCCUGAAGAUGAGAAGUUUUUCCUUGAUCUAGCAACUGCUUACUUUUCUUGCGACAUUGAAAAAGCUGAAGAAUUCAAAAGAAAAUACGAGAAAACUCACUGGAUCCCCGCUUUCUUCGACCAAAAUGCCUCCGAAAACGAUCAAAUGAUCGAUCGAACUCUUUUCAACAGCUACAUUCCGCAUGUUUCCGCGAUUCUAGCGAGGAAAGAAAUCGAACAACUGAAGCAAAACGACAAGAAAAUCACUAAAAAAGAGCGAGAAGCCCUUGGUUUCAGACGCUUGCCAAAUCCCUUCGUCAUGUUCGCCAGAGAACUGCGGCAAAAGCUCAAGGAUCAAAAAUUAUCUGCAGCGGAUGUUAGCGAAGCUUGGAAUAAACUUUCUCCAGCUCAAAAGGAAAUUGCCGAGAAAACGCAUCUUCAAAGAACCGCGGAAAACGACGCUAGAAACGGAGCGAUCGCGAAAAAGCUUCUCAACGAUCGAAACUGGAAUCUUUUGACUAAAGAAGAAAUCAUCCUUCACGGGGAAGACUCUGAUCUCUUCGAGUUCCAGAACUUUUGGGAGAAGAAAACCGCCGCUUUUGACGCUUAUGUUCCAGAAAUCGACCCAAUUUUGAAGAUUGAAAAGAUCUCAGACACGGAAAUGCGCAAAAAUAUCCGAAAGCAGCGGAGUUUCCCUAUCAGAACGAAUAAACUGCAGAUUACGAAGAAGAUGAAGCUCCCAGGGUCCACGAAGGAAAUUUUCGAAAAUAUGACAAGCGAGAACAAAAAGAAGCUCGAGAAAGAAUUCGCGCUCUCGACAGAACAGUACAAGAAAGACUUCCUUGCUGCUCGAAAACGCGCGAUCGCGGAUAAGGCUUACCUAGCCCUGACAAAAGCGGAUAUUCUUGAGCUUGGAACGAAGCAAGAGCAACAAGAAUGGACCGAAGCCUGGGAAGAAUGGCAGGCGAAAACCUCAUUUUAG